AUAUGCACAUUUCUAGCGUCUGACCCAACUUUUCACACCGUGUCAGAUGAAGGAUCUGGACCCCGCAACAUUACCACAGCACAUCAAAAACUAGCGAAGAUGGCAUCGUCCUUUUUUGCACUUUCGCAAACCCUUGGAGGAAUCACCCACACUAAGAUCAGUGAACUUGAAAAGCAGCGCACUAUUUACGAAUCACGAAAGGAUAAAAUCUUGGAACAGGCCAAUCAAGAAGAUGAUCGAACUGUAAGAAUCAACCUUCUCCUAGAGGGAGUUGAGAAUCUCAACGCUGAGGCUUUCCAAAGCCCUGCAGUCAAGAACAUCAAGCACUGGCUCAGUCAGUCAAAAUAUGAUGUUUCUGUUCCAAGCGAGUUCAUGCAGGCCCAUGAAGAACUACUUCGGUCGCACCUAGAGGUACCAAGUCGGAAACUAGCACUUGGCCACCUCUACGCUCGGCUCAUCACGGAAUGGAUGACUGCCUCUCUCAGCGACCGUCCGGCCUCGGAGGAAGAAACUUACGAGGUUUUGGAUCAACAAAAGGAGAGGCUGCAGCAGCUGUGUGACAAGUUUGAGCGAGUAGUCUUUGAGCCGUUGGAAACCGAUGAAGUUGAGAUUGAUCUCUACCUCAACGAGCUGUUCCAAGGUGAACAAAGUGAAGAGGGUGCCAAGUCACUCAAGGCUCUGAGAGAGACAAUCGGUGACUCUUGCCAACUAAUCUUUGGCGAAAAGGCGCCGUUUGAUUCCACGACACUCACGUGGUGUAUCAAUGGGCUACUCGCUGAGGACUUGCUCAGCGACCAGAAACAGGCCAUUCUUCGAGACUUUCUUGAGAAACCGGUUGUUUUGGGAGAGAUAGCCGAUGUCCUCAAUAUGCGUUUCUCCAAUAUUGACAGCUGGGAAUGGGAUGCUGGUGAACAAGGCAUCCCUGUUCUUCCAAGGCAGCAGUUGAACGGUAAAUACAGAAUAUGGAUGGACGAGGAUGUGUUGCAAGCAAUUCUCAUCCACUACAUUGGGAUUCAGUGUUGCGUUGCUCUCAAAAAGGCUCUCAACAGCUUCAUUUACUCCAAGGAUAGCUUCUGGAGGUGGCACACCGGACCAGAUCCUAGCCGUGAUGAGAAGCAGCGCCGCAUGUAUUACUUGUCCAGUGGAGCUACUACUAGCUCCAAUCUCACGAGCGAGAGAAAAAGGCAGUACAUAAAUGAGUUUUUCAUGUCACAACUACCGGAGGAUGUUGAGUCGAUUGGAGCUGGUGGCUAUACCGAUCCAACAGAGGAGCAAGACAACUCCAAGAAGCCCAACAUUAAACAGAGCCUAUUAAGAACACUCGCCACAGAGGCCACCAUACAGAAAACCUUGAAGGGUGAAGUGUCAUUGAUACAGACCGACCUGGAGUGGUUCGCCACGGGCUUGUCCCAUACAACCAUUUUUGCCACCAUGCGAUUCUUUGGCUAUACUGAAGGUGCCAUUUCGUUCUUCAAAAAGGUUCUUCAGGCGCCUCUCAACGUGCAGUCAUCCCCAGACUCGCCGUUGACGGGCAGUCCAAGAGUGCGCCGUCGCGGAGUGCCGAUGGCUCACGCGCCAGAGAAGCUCCUUGGCGAGCUUGUUCUCUUCGUCAUGGAUGUUGUGGUGAACCAACAGGAUGGGAUGCUACUUUACCGACUCCACGACGACCUAUGGCUAUGUGGCGAGCCACUGCACUGCAAAAGGGCUUGGGCUGCUAUGAACAAGUAUGCCAAAAUCCUCGGCCUCACCUUCAACAGGGGUAAAACCGGCUCUGUGUACAUAACAGAGGGAAAAGAGCGAGAUCUCGACGUUGCGAGCGCUUUGCCUGAGGGUCCAGUCCGAGUUGGGCAUCUAUCUCUUGACCCCAAGUCGGGGAUCUGGGAAAUCGACCGUAAGGAGGUAGAGGGGCAUAUGAGGCAGCUGAAGAAGCAAUUGGAUGGAUGCAUAAGUGUGCUGGAAUGGGUGCAGACAUGGAACAGCUGCAUGGGACGGUUUUUUAGUCAUACCUUUGGCGAACCAGCAAACUGCUUUGGUCUGCAUCACGUUGACAGCAUCCUCGAGACUUACCAGAUGAUGCAGAAAUUCUUAUUCCCCGCGGCGUCAGAUUCAUCUCAAAGCAGCCACGGAGCCGUCAGUCACAUCAAGCACAUGAUAAAAGAUCGCUUUGGGGUAGAUGUACCGGAUGCAUUCGUCCAUUUACCUGAACGCCUGGGAGGACUUGGUCUACGGAAUCCCUUCUUGCCUAUUCUGAUGAUUCGGGAAAGCAUUGCAAAGAAGUCUCCAACCUCAAUCAUUCAACAAUUCUUUGAUGCAGAAAAAGAGAGAUAUAAGCGAUACAAGAAGAACUUCGACUCUCUGGCAAGUGUUGACAGCCGCAUCAAUGAAGCUGUCAAGGCCGCAGGAAGUGCAGGAACCGUCAGCUCUAGAACAUUUAAGAACUUGCUGUCGACUGAGGAGCUCGAAAAUUUCUUCAGCAUCAAAGAAUACGCAAAGCACAGGGAGCUGACGAGUAAUGCCUUGUUGAAGGCUUACAUGGCGUUGAAGACUGUACCAGUCGACAUUAGCCCAGACUUGGACGCUGAUGUUUCGUGGACUCUUAAAUCCGCCCUAGGCGCCAAUCUAAAUAAUUCGGGCAGCAAGACGAAAGAAGUUCGGUGGGCAUUGCAGAUGUAUCGGGAUGUGUUGCGCCGCGACUAUGGAGGUUUGCGUCUUGUGGACAAAGAACACCUGCCGCUAGGUGUAUUAACAUUGCUACGGAGUAGAGCAGUAACAUGGACGAUGGUUCUGUAG
Messenger RNA from Fusarium oxysporum Fo47, 2790 nucleotides. RefSeq lists its product as uncharacterized. Bases 100 to 2790 code for a protein of 896 amino acids. The record is from RefSeq and is a predicted model, not a curated record. NCBI's taxonomy places the organism in Eukaryota, Fungi, Ascomycota, Sordariomycetes, Hypocreales, Nectriaceae. The transcript has 3 exons.